Molecule: messenger RNA, 351 nt
Organism: Lodderomyces orthopsilosis Co 90-125
Lineage: Eukaryota; Fungi; Ascomycota; Pichiomycetes; Serinales; Debaryomycetaceae
Product: mRNA splicing protein
Exons: 1
Coding region: 1-351 (116 amino acids)
Biological process (GO): RNA processing; spliceosomal snRNP assembly
Cellular component (GO): pICln-Sm protein complex; commitment complex; precatalytic spliceosome
Molecular function (GO): RNA binding
Source: RefSeq, a predicted model, not a curated record
AUGAAAUUGGUACGAUUUUUGAUGAACAUACCCAACUCAACUAACCAACCAGUUACAGUUGAAUUGAAGAAUGGGAACAUAAUAAAUGGGACGCUUUUGUCAUGUACGCCGCUGAUGAAUCUAAACUUAAAGAAUGUUAAACUACAACAAAAGUAUCAAGAUCCAAUCUUGCUACAAUAUAUUAAUGUUAGAGGAAAUCAGAUAAGACAGAUUUUGCUACCUGAAGAUUUAAACAUUGACAGUGUGUUAGAGAAAUCUCAAACGAAGAUAAAGGGCCAAGGGGCCGGUCCAAGUGCAAAACCAGUCAAACGAGGAGGAUUAAGAGGAAGAGGACGGGGAAGAGGGCGUUAG